Xylaria bambusicola is the source of this 1584-nucleotide messenger RNA. RefSeq names its product major facilitator superfamily domain-containing protein. Lineage: Eukaryota; Fungi; Ascomycota; Sordariomycetes; Xylariales; Xylariaceae. Gene Ontology annotation, cellular component: membrane. The transcript has 10 exons. Gene Ontology annotation, molecular function: transmembrane transporter activity. Gene Ontology annotation, biological process: transmembrane transport. The record is from RefSeq and is a predicted model, not a curated record. The coding region runs from base 1 to 1584 and encodes 527 amino acids.
AUGGCGUCAGUCGGGAAAUUUGCGGUAGAUUCGACCUCGGCUCAGGUUGAUUCAAGUUCUUCUUCGAGCAGCGGUGAUGGCUUCUUCCGCGCCGCUCGUGGCGAAGCCAUCGAUGCAACCGGCGACCAAGAAAUACGAGGCUUCGAUGCGAACCGUAUGCGAGCCCGUACGUAUCUCACCGCUGCUGAAGAGAAGAAGUUGAUCCGACGCAUCGACUGGCAUCUCAUGCCUUUGUGUUCCAUUAUGUUCUUAUUCAAGAACUUGGACGUGGAUAAUGUCUCAAAUGCUCGAAUAAUGAAUCGAGGAACGCCUCAAAAUAUCCUGACCCAGCUUAACAUCACAUCGGAUGAGUUUGCAUUGGUCACUGUGCUGUAUUAUAUCCCUUACAUCGUCUUUGAAGCCCCAUCAAAUUUGCUGCUAAAGCGCUUCUCACCCUCACGCUGGCUGUCGAGGAUCAUGCUUACUUGGGGGAUCGUACUGGCGCUACAUGUUCCGGUCUCCAAUAAGGAAGGUCUAUAUGCUGCUCGAUUCUUCUUGGGCUUAGCAGAAGCGGGCAUGUUUCCGGGUGUUAUACUGCUGAUGACAUACUGGUAUAGACCUGACGAGAUGUCUCUUCGGUUGUUAUACUUUUAUAUAUGUGGCAACCUCUCUGGAAUAUUUAGUGGUUUAUUAGCUUAUGGCUUUGAUACUGUGUCUGGGGCUGGUGGCCUGUCCGGCUGGCAGUGGUUAUUUCUUGUCGAAGCGAUUGCAACAAUUAUUGUUAGCUUCGGAAUUUGGUUCUUAUUGCCAGACUUUCCCGAGACAGCGUCGUGGUUGACGGAGAAGGAGAGGGCCUUCAUUCAAGCUCGGCUACCCGAAAAUGCUCCAAGAGCAUCAGAAGAGAACUUUAACAUGAGUGAGAUUUGGGCUUCGCUCAAAGACAAGCGCCUGUGGCUGUUUACUUUGAUCUGGGCAUUGUUUACUGUGGGAACAUCUGGUGUUCGCUUCUAUCAGCCAACUGUUAUCGCUAACCUCGGCUUCACGACUAUUGCUCAAGCCCAGCUCCUGAACUUACCGAUCUCAGUCUUUGGCCUGUUCGUUAUCUUCGUAACAGGGUACUUCGCCGAUAAUGGACGACUCCCACGUCCCUUAUACCCGUUGUCAUUCCUUCUGAUCAUCCUCGCAUCAUAUGCUGUGCUAAUUGUAUACCCGAACAAUGGCGGAGUGUACGCAGCUACGCUGAUCGGUAACGCUGUGACAGCGGCUUGGUAUCCCAUGAUGUGGCCGUGGCGCGUUCAAACAACAAGCCGUGCUACAGGUUCUGCGUUUUCUAUUGGAUUCGUUAACAGCUACGGACAGAUUGGCGGCGCUAUUGGACCUCAAAUAUUCCGAAGCGCCUAUGCGCCCAAAUACACAGUUUCCUUCGGUGUCGCUGCGGGUCUUGUCGGUGCAUGCGCCAUCAUCACUGUGAUUACAUGGUGGGUGACGAGACAAACAGAGAGGGACACACGUAAACUUAAGAGAGCGCGGAUUGCAGCGAGUAAGCGGGAUGAGGCUAUUUUGAACGAUGUUGUGGACAACGACUUGAAGAGAGCUUCUUAUUGA